Aphanomyces invadans is the source of this 1507-nucleotide messenger RNA. RefSeq names its product CAMK/CAMK1 protein kinase, variant 2. NCBI's taxonomy places the organism in Eukaryota, Oomycota, Saprolegniomycetes, Saprolegniales, Verrucalvaceae. Gene Ontology annotation, molecular function: ATP binding; protein kinase activity. The record is from RefSeq and is a predicted model, not a curated record. Gene Ontology annotation, biological process: protein phosphorylation. The coding region runs from base 41 to 1120 and encodes 359 amino acids. The transcript has 7 exons.
UCCGGCAGCACAACUCAUCGAGAGGGCGUCGCGAUCGAGGAUGGGCUGUGCCAACUCGUCGGCCCAGCGGAUCCCGGCGCAGCCAUCACAGAUGCAGCCUCCUGCACCACCGUCUGUGCCGCAACAGUCGCCGCGUCGACCAUCAGCAGGGUAUCGACGCAUGCCAUCGGACAAGAUCGCGUCGAAGCCUGGGACCGCGUACAGGUCGUCGUCGUCGUUAGAGCUUGUGCCGCCACCGCCGCCGCCGCCGCCGCCGAUGGAUGGAUUCAGCCCUGAAAGUCCUACAUGCGGAUACGGCAUUGGCUUCACCGAUCAAUACAAGCUUGGAGAAACGCUUGGCACGGGCAACUUUUCCAUCGUCCGCGAAGCCCUGCACAAACCGUCCGGCCAGCGCUACGCCAUCAAGUGCAUCAAGAAGAGCGGCCUGUCCAACGACGAGUUGGAGGCGCUGACGACCGAAGUGGCCGUGCUCAAGCAGAUGAAGCAUCCCAACAUCAUGAUCCUACACGACUUCUUCUCCGAGCCAGACUGGUAUUACCUCGUGACGGAGUACAUGGACGGCGGCGAGCUCUUCGAUCGAAUCGUCGACAAGUCGUACUACUCGGAGCGCGAAGCUCGGGACCUCAUCAAACUCCUGCUCGAGGCCAUCAAGUACUGCCACGAGUGCAAUGUCGUUCACCGUGACCUCAAACCCGAGAACCUGCUCUUGACGAGCAAGCUCGACGACGCAUCCAUCAAGCUCGCCGACUUUGGGUUUGCAAAACGGGUCGACAUGCACGACGAAGGGCUCAAGACUGCGUGCGGCACUCCUGGCUACGUGGCGCCCGAGAUCCUCAAGGGCGCCGCGUACGGCAAGUCGGUCGACAUUUGGAGCAUCGGUGUCAUCACGUUCAUCUUGCUGUGCGGGUACCCGCCAUUCCACGACGAUAACCACCAAGCGCUGUUUCGCAAGAUUCGUAAGGGCGAAUUCGCGUUUGACUCGCCGUUUUGGGACGCCAUCUCGGACGACGCCAAGCACUUUAUCAAGCAGAUGCUGGUCGUCGACAACAAAAAGCGGUACCGAUCGUCUCUCCAUGCUCGCUCGCCACGAUCUCGGUCGACAAACGUACUCACGCGAUGACGUUGUUGUGCCACAGAGCGACGGCCGCGCAGUUGCUCGAACAUCCGUGGAUAGUCGGGAGCCAGGUCUCGACGUUGCAGCUAAGCAGUGCUCUGGACGAGCUCCGGCGGUUCACGGCGCGGGACAAGUUGAAAGGAGCUGUCCGGGCGAUCAUGGCGCAGCAAAAAGCAGCCGCACGAGCGGCGUCCUAGCCAGGUUAGAGAAAGAAACCCCGCGCCACCAUCUCCACGCGGGCGGCGGCAGUGGGUACAACGUCGAUCUUUGGGUAGACACAAUCGAUCGCAACGUUGAAAGUUUCGUCAAUUGACUGGGGAGGCAGUGCAAACGCCUCAGUACAAUGCAAUCGAGAGCUUCUCUGUCGCCAGCGGCACGAGCAUGUGGUCCCGA